AUGCGGCUCCUAAACGUACAUACUUUUGAAUUGGAGACGUUCUUCGACAACAUCCCGCAAUAUGCCAUCCUUUCUCACUGCUGGGAAGAUGAAGAAGUCGUGUUCUCCGAUCUAGAUGAUCUAGAACAGGCUAGAAAGAAGGGAGGCUUUGCGAAAGUCCAAAAGACUUGCGAAGUUGCUAUUGAGGAUGGACUCAAAUGGGUGUGGAUCGAUACAUGCUGUAUUGACAAAAGCAGUAGCGCUGAGCUCUCCGAGGCUAUCAACAGCAUGUUUGCAUGGUACAAGGACUGUAAUCGAUGUUAUGCUUAUCUCGCCGAUGUGGAACUCCGGGGCGCUGGCAAACCGAUCCAACUCAGCAAGUGGUUCACACGUGCUUGGACGUUACAAGAAUUGCUUGCUCCUAGUAACCACCAGACGUAUAGCACAGCUCCAGGCAUGAAAUUCUAUUCCCACGACUGGCAACUUCUUGGGAAUAAGAUCAACAUUGGCCCGCAGAUAUCUGAAAUCACAGGAAUCCCCAUAGAGUAUCUAGAGGGUCAGAGCUUGGACACCGCAAGCAUCAGUAUGCGGAUGUCAUGGGCUGCAUAUAGAAAGGCAACAAGAUCCGAGGAUAUCGCCUAUUCUCUUCUUGGAAUCUUCGACGUAAACAUGCCAUUGCUGUAUGGAGAAGGAAAACACAAAGCAUUCAGGAGAUUGCAGGAGGAGAUCAUGAAGAUUUCUGAAGACGAGACGCUUUUUGCUUGGGAAGUUUCAGACGGAACGGAGAUGAAUGAGUUGACCGCAGACGUGCUCGCCGUUAAUCCGAACGACUUUCGAGAAACACGAGAUCUGAUACCAUUCGCCUCGGAUGAUCCUGUGGCUCCUUAUGCUAUGACACACAGGGGUCUACGUAUAUCCCAAACGCUCUUCCACACUCACCAGCUCGACGAGAAUGAACGCAAGAAAAUUCGACCGCUUCGCUCACCAGUUAUGAUCUGGUUGAGUCAUGACAUCUCUUGGGGAAUUUUAAGAUGUCACGUUGUUCACGACUUUCAGCAUUUCGUGAUCGUUCCAUUGCGACACCUGUCUGGUGAUGUUUAUCUCCGAGACGUCAGUACAAGUGUAUCUUUGAUCCCUUUUGGAUCGGUGCCAUCUACUGCAUUCUCUAGGGAAAUCUACAUCCGGAAUGCUCUUACGUCAACUAUUCAGAGAGGUCUCCAGCGUCGAUGGGGUUUUCUCGUUCGCAGCCAUACAGAAGGCGUCGAGAUACGACAAUGCUAUCCGAAAGAAGCUUGGAACACGAAAGACAAUAUUUUACAGGGCAAGUUCGACGACGCUGAAGCUUCAUCCUGGCAUGCGGCACUGGAUUUGAGCUACACUACAGUGACGAAAUCGGGUCAGAUUGUGAAGUCCUUAAUGCAUUUGGCCCUUGGGUGCAAGUACGAUGAAGUCGCGAAGAAGCCCAAAGCAUGGUGCCAUAUUGAAGGCGCGUCUUCGCCAUAUAGUGGCGGAUAUCUACAACAAUUUCAUCGCGAAGCAUCGUCUAGGCUCGCACGAACAUCGAUUUCGAUGUUCCAUAUGGAUCAGACGACUGGGUUCCAGUCUUGGCAUAGUCUCGAGGUCACCAUCACUCCAGCAAAGGUUCUGUCGCAAGACAUGUUCGUUGUAGACUUUCAAUACGCGGAGCUCCAGGACCCAAUAGAUACAGGCGCACGUAGCUCUCAUCGACAACUGGCACCUCCCAGUACGUCAAUUCCCACGAUGUAUCCUGGACCCGCUUUUCACGACCUUCCGGAGCGGGUUAAAACAGUGCCCAAGAUCAAAAUCAUUGAGCCAUAG
Molecule: messenger RNA, 1818 nt
Organism: Alternaria burnsii
Lineage: Eukaryota; Fungi; Ascomycota; Dothideomycetes; Pleosporales; Pleosporaceae
Exons: 1
Coding region: 1-1818 (605 amino acids)
Source: RefSeq, a predicted model, not a curated record